AUGAUUAGGAAAAGAAAAUCAAAGAUAACAGAACAGGAGGAGGUGAAAGAAAAUAAACAAAAUGAAUUAAUGGAAGGAGCAUAUUUGUUUAAUAAAAAGGAUUCCUCUAUAAAAAGCAUGGAAGAGAUAUUCGUUGAAGGGGAGUGCCAAGACAUAAAAUAUACUGAAUCUAAAAAAUUAAACAAACAUGUGAAUACUUUAUCUACUUCUAAUAAUAACAAUAAUAAUGAUGCAGAAAAUAAAAAUGGUAAGGAGCGAAAAGAUAAAAACAUUGAAAAUGUGGAAAAUCCCCUUACAGUGAGUCUUACGAAUUCUGAACAAAAUGAACAUAUAAAUGAUUUAAAAAAUGAAACAAAUGGAAAUUAUAAAAAUAGUGAAAUAAUAUUUAAAGGAAUUGAUGAAAUAUGUGAUAAAUACGAUAAGGAGGUACAAAAUCUGCUAGAAAAUUUUGAAUUUCUCAGUUUUUCACGGUUGUUUAAAAAUCCAUUUGAUGCGACAAUUAGCAGAGAUGAGAAAAUUGUUAGAAUUUUUUACUAUUCUGGCUUUUCCUUUUUGCCAUAUUUGGGGUGGGUCAUAGCUUCAAUUUAUGGAUCAUUUUGCAAAAGGAAAAAUGAUAAGAAUAUUAUUUCGUUAAGAAUUAUAAGCUCCAUUCAAUGCGCCUUUUUUGGGUUAAUUAUUAUUCUGUUAUUGGCAGUGAUGAACAUGAACAAUCGGAGUACUUUACAGUGCAAAUAUGAAGGGGUUUCAUUUAAAAAAAAGUUAGUAAAAGACGCUAAAUACAACGUUGUAUUUUUUGGACCAAUGAGCACAGACGACUGGAUGAAAUCGAAACUAGCAAAAAUUGCUGAAGAUUUACAAUUUAACAUUUAUACUGUGAGUUACCCUAAUAUUAAGAAUCACAUAAUAAAAAGAAAAAAGAAUACUUUUUUGAAAGAUGCUCUAGCAUGUGCCAAAUUGAAAUAUUCAAAAGUUAUCCUAUUUUCGUUUCAAAUACAAAGUGCUUUAGAUUUCGUUAUCCCAUUCCUAGAAAAAAGUGAAAUUCUCGGAUUUUUAAGUUUUUUGAAAAAGUUCCCGAAAAAUACGCCAAGUGUAGAGAACAAAGGAAAAGAAAACAUAAUUUAUUUUGCCCCUAUGGAAAAAAAUAUAUACGAUAUUUACAGCUCUAUAACGUUGAGGAUGUGUCAGAAUGAGCAUAAAAAAUAUUAUAACAUUUUAUAUAUAGUGCAACACAGUUUUAAUAAAUAUCGGAUUAGAUGUGCGAAAAACCUGGCAGAAGACUACAGUAUAAUUGUAAAUAAUUUUAACUUUAACACUAUCGGCGUUGAGGAAAAAGAAUCUAAAUAUGAUGAUGAUGAUUUCAAUGAAGUAACAGAUGACUUUUAUCAAUACUUGGCAUUUGUUCGAGAUAUUAUUUCCCAGAAAAAUUUAGAAUUUUAUAGGAAAAUGUUAUGCAAAAAUACUUUGUGUGAAUCUAAAGGAUCUGUGUGUGUUCUUUAA
Molecule: messenger RNA, 1497 nt
Organism: Plasmodium malariae
Lineage: Eukaryota; Apicomplexa; Aconoidasida; Haemosporida; Plasmodiidae
Product: conserved Plasmodium protein, unknown function
Exons: 10
Coding region: 1-1497 (498 amino acids)
Source: RefSeq, a predicted model, not a curated record